This is a messenger RNA of Diprion similis, 26769 nucleotides long. It is a transcript of the gene shot, whose product is annotated as microtubule-actin cross-linking factor 1. The transcript is spliced from 45 exons. Lineage: Eukaryota; Metazoa; Arthropoda; Insecta; Hymenoptera; Diprionidae. Gene Ontology annotation, cellular component: cytoplasm; intermediate filament; cytoskeleton. The coding region runs from base 393 to 26153 and encodes 8586 amino acids. The record is from RefSeq and is a predicted model, not a curated record. Gene Ontology annotation, biological process: intermediate filament cytoskeleton organization; wound healing. Gene Ontology annotation, molecular function: microtubule binding; calcium ion binding; structural molecule activity.
UUAGCCUGAAACGCAACGAAUAUUAAAACAGAUAGAGAAAUUUAAAGAAAAAAGGAAAAAAGAAGAAGGAUUAAAAUAUUUCUAACAAACGAAAACGACUAAAAGUCUAAUUAAAUCAAAGUGAAUUCCGCAUCGACGAAUAAGGCAAAAAAAAAAAUUCCGACAUAAUCAAAAGUGUGUAACGGAUAAAGAAAAGAAAGAAAAAAAAAAAAAAAAAAAUUCAUCCUUUCUCCAAGUGCGCGCGAAGAAAGCAAGGAUCGAACGAUGUUUCGAUAAUCGUUCGUCCGUUCGUUAAUUCCAACCGAUAAUUCGAAUUCGAGUGUGUCGAUAUCGUGAAAUCACGAAUUUCCACGAGGUAUAUACACCUAAUAUAAACGAAUAAAAGUGAAACCAUGUCGACGCAGGCUUACUACAAGGAGCGUCUCGGCUUUGAUCCUGCGGACACGAUAGCCGAGCAUCAUCGCGAGCAGCGCUCCCAGCACGGCUACGAGGAAUCCUUGUCAAAGUUCAAAGAUGAACGGGACGCCAUCCAGAAGAAGACCUUCACGAAAUGGGUGAACAAACACUUGAAAAAGCAUUGGAAAUAUGUCAAGACUUACACGUGUCUCCACGUGUGCGUCAUCGUGAACAAUCAACCAUGCUGUUCCCCCACUGCAAGCAGACACGUUGGCGAUCUGUUCGAGGAUCUGCGAGAUGGACACAAUCUCAUUUCCCUCCUGGAGGUACUUUCAGGCGAGCACCUUCCGAGGGAAAGGGGACGAAUGCGAUUCCACAUGCUUCAAAAUGUACAGAUGGCCCUCGAUUUUCUGCGAUACAAAAAGAUCAAACUCGUCAACAUACGAGCGGAGGAUAUCGUUGACGGAAAUCCGAAACUCACGCUGGGACUCAUAUGGACCAUCAUCCUCCACUUCCAGAUAUCGGACAUCGUCGUUGGCCAGGAACCGAACGUAACAGCACGCGAAGCUCUCCUGAGAUGGGCCCGUCGUUCUACAGCCCGUUACCCGGGGGUCCGUGUUUCGGACUUCACGGGUUCCUGGCGGGACGGUCUUGCCUUCAGUGCACUUCUGCAUCGCAACAGGCCAGACCUCGUCGAUUGGCGAAAUGCCAGGUCCAGCCAGGCCCGCGAACGUCUCGACAGGGUUUUCCACAUCGCUGAGCGCGAGUACGGCGUUACCAGGCUUCUCGAUCCCGAAGACGUUGAUACCCCCGAACCGGACGAGAAGUCUCUGAUAACGUAUAUCUCGUCGCUCUACGAUGUGUUUCCUGAACCGCCACCGAUUCAUCCGCUGUACGAUGCCGAGGCCCAGCGGCGAUCCGCCGAAUACAGGGAAUUGGCGACGUCCCUUCACUUGUGGAUUCGCGAAAAAAUGGCACUUAUGCAGGAGCGUUCAUUCCCCCCGACGCUUAUCGAAAUGAAAAAACUUGCCGCCGAUAGUGCCAAGUUCAAGAACGAGGAAGUACCACCGAGGUACAGGGAUAAACAGAGGUUGGCCCACAUAUUCAGAGAUCUUCAGAAGUACUUCGAGGCUGUGGGUGAGGUCGAUAUGGAACCCGAACUUCAUAUCGAAGUUAUCGAAAAGAAUUGGAACAGGCUGAUGAUGCUUCAUCAGGAGCGAGACCAAGCUAUUAUCGACGAAAUCAAGCGCCUGGAACGCUUGCAGCGUCUCGCAGAGAAGGUUCACCGUGAAAUGAAAUCAACGGAUAAUCGUUUGGAAGAGCUUGAAAGACGAGUGGAUGACGAAGCUCGUCAUUUGGACCGAUUGCAUCCGUUGGAAGCCAAACAUGCCGUUGACCUGCUGGAACAGGACAUACGCAAUACAGAGACACAGAUUCAAAAUAUAUUUACCGACGUUCACACUCUCACAGAAGGCAGAUAUAGUCAGGCUCCUGAACUCCAUAAAAGAGUACAGAAACUUCACCAACGUUGGGUAGCUUUACGGUCGCUACUCCACAAGCGUUUGGUAGCACCGCUAUCCGUCAUUUCGUUUCCCGUUGAGGAACGAGUCGUUACCAAGCACCGUACUACCGUCCAUGAAACUCGAUUGGUUGAUACCAAUCCACAUUUCCGUAAUCUACACGAUUGUAUCGAUUGGUGUAAAACUAAACUGAAGCAACUACAAGAAGCUGAUUACGGAUCCGAUCUUCCCAGCGUCCAAAAUGAACUAGACAUUCACCAGAGGGAACAUAAAAACAUUGAGCAGUUUUAUUCAAAAGUCGAAAAAUGUCUGCAGGCCAAAAACAAUUUCCAUGGCGAUGAGCUCGCCCUUUACAGCCAGCAUUUGAGCACUCUUCAGAAACUCUAUACUGAACUUUUGACCACUUCGAAUAAGAGACUCUCAGAUUUGGAUAUUCUACAAGAUUUCAUACAGUCUGCUACUGGAGAACUUGUAUGGUUGAAUGCCAAGGAGGAAACCGAAGUAACGAGAGAUUGGAGCGACAAGAGUUUGAAUGUGCAAAGCAUUGAACAAUAUUACGAACGUACAUAUGGGUCAGGAAUUGAGUCCCUGAUGAGCGACUUGGAGAAACGUGAGAUUCAGUUCUCCGCUGUACAAGAUCGAGGAGAGGCUUUAGUUCUGCAACAUCACCCUGCAGCUAAAACAAUCGAAGCAUAUAUGGCCGCAAUGCAGAGCCAAUGGGCUUGGCUGCUGCAGUUAACUCUAUGCCUUGAAGUACAUCUGCGACACGCAGCCCACAGUCAAACAUUCUUCAAAGAGGUUCAGCAGGCUGAACUAUGGAUAACGAAUCGUGAUGAAAUUCUGAAUACCGUUUAUUCGCAGUCAGACUUUUCAUUGGACGAAGGAGAACGUCUUUUGAAGGGAAUGCAAGAACUUAGGGAAGAGUUGAACAACUACGGAGAUCAUAUACAACGACUAGUCGAUCAGUCGAAGGAAAUAGUUCCCAUGAAACAGCGCAGGCAGCCGGUUGCAAGGCCAAUCCAAGUCACUGCUAUAUGCAGCUACAAACAAGUUAACAUCUCGUUUGAAAAGGGCGAACAAUGCACGUUGUAUGAUAAUUCAGGCCGAGUUAAAUGGCGCGUCAAAAAUUCUCAAGGUGUUGAGUCACCCGUACCCGGAGUUUGUUUCACGUUACCACCACCUGACAAAGAAGCUCUGGAUGCAGCCGAAAGACUGCGUCGUCAGUACGACAGAAGCGUGGCUUUGUGGCAACGAAAACAAUUGAGAUUACGGCAAAACAUGAUCUUUGCCACAAUAAAGGUUGUCAAGGGUUGGGACUUGCCUCAGUUCCUAGCCAUGGGUCAAGACCAGCGCACAGCUAUCAGAAAAGCUCUGAAUGAGGACGCGGACAAAUUGCUUUCAGAAGGCGAUCCGGCUGAUCCGCAAUUGAGGAGAUUGAGACGCGAGAUGGCCGAUGUCAAUAGGCUGUUUGACGAUUUUGAAAAACGAGCUAGGGCAGAGGAGGAAUCAAAGAAUGCGGGACGUAUAUUUAACGAUCAAGUUUCUGCUCUACAGCAGGCUCUGGAUGAGGCAGAAAGAAUCCUUAACUUGCGCAUCGCAGCUCUCUUGCCGCGAGAUCUCGAUAGUCUCGAACAUCUUGUUUUAGAACACAAAGAUUUUGAACAAAAUUUGCAACGCCAUGCACCAGAGGUUGAACAAGUGCAACAAACAUUCCGUGGAAUAACACUAAAGACAGCUGCAAUGAGGAACAAACUCGACAAUGUGAUGACAAAAUGGAAUCACCUAUGGAACCUGAGUAAUCUUUACAUAGAGCGACUUAAAUGUGUUGAAAUAGUUUUAUCCGGUCUCGAAGAAAACACAGCGGCUAUUUCAGAGUUUGAAAUCAAACUGGCAUCUUGCAGUGAAUUACCAUCUGACGUUAAAGGUCUGCAACAUGUACUUGAGAAUUUAAUGAUCCUUCAGAGUGCUAUAUCUCAGCAACAAAUACUCAUCGACCAGCUGAACGACGACGCUCAUAAUGCCCGAAGAUUGGUCGAAAAAUCACGGCCUAAUCAUCGUGGCCCACACAGUGAUAUGGAUAGGCUCGAUGCCGAAGUGAACAGGCUAAACGCAAGAUGGACAAACAUCUGCGGUCAACUCGUUGACAGACUACGAAGCGCGGAAACAGCGUAUGGUCUUGCUCAGCAGUACAAUAACUCAUAUCAGAAUGAAGUCGACUUUGUCGAUGAGGGGUAUCAAAAAUUGGAAAAUCUUGCUCCGAUCCACAAUAAAGCUCACGAGCAGCUUGAAACUACUAAGAAUUUGCUGAACAAGAUUGUGGACAGAGCUCCGGUAAUUGAGGCAGUUAAUGUAACUGGUGGUCGCUUGAUUCGCGAAGGCAAGAUAUACGCCCAGAGGCUAAGAGCAUUCAGGGAGCAGUUGGAAGAGAUUUGCCCAUCGUUGGAUGCUUCGGUGAAACGACCACGACGAGAUUCGGCCACAGUAGACAACAUUGCCCGUGAACUAGACACUCUCAACAGAAGAUACACCACUCUUCUCAGCCUUCUUCAGGAACGUGCUCGGAAGCUGGUUCUACUCUUCCCUGAUGAUUUGGCGCUGCAGCGUGUUCUUCAAGAGCAAAGACCAUUGAGGACAUUCAGGACUGAAUUCAACAUUUACGAAAGCACGUCCAGUGAAGAACGUUAUACCUCCACGACAACACACUACACGCAAUCACAGUACACGACAGAACAUCAUGAAUCAACUGCGGUUACCUCGUCAAACGAAAUUCAACUUAAAUCUAGGGAAGCACCGUCGCUUAAACGGCCACAUGGCAAUCAUAGCUUCACGACCAAUGGAGAUGCGACGAAAAUACCAGAUACUGAGACAUCAAAGUCUCAGUGGUCUGGAAGUAGUAUGCAAUUUAGCGAAAUUAGGAGUCUCAAAAGAAUACACAGGGCGGAGGAGGGAAUUGGUACUGAUAACAUAAUCGAAGCUAGGGGGAUCGUUCAUCCAGCUACUGGUGAAGUUCUCACAGUAGGAGAUGCGAUAAGUCUUAGAAUACUUGAUGUUAGGACCGGUAGGAUAGCUACAUCUCCAGAUGGUAAGACUAGUGUGCCUAUCGACGAGGCUGCUCGCGUUAAUAUCAUUGAUGCCAACCUUGCAAACAGAUUGUUAGGUCCUUGUGGCGUCACCGAAGACGGACGUAAAGUUUCACUCCUUGAGGUUAUUCAACGGGAGCUCUUUGACGCAGAAAGAGGGGAUGACAGAGUAAAGGUAACAUAUGUUGCUACUUCAGGAGUUAGCGUUGCUGAUGCGAUGAAACAGGGUUUGUUAGAUCCAGAGACUGGCCAAUUUAUAACUUUAAACGGUGAACACAUUUCCAUUGAAGAAGCAUACUCACGAGGUUAUUUGAUCAGAAUUGAUACGACGGUUAAAAUAAAACGAGGUGCGCUUGCACUAUCCGAUGCAAUCUCCCAAGGCUUGGUGGAUGACAGAACUAGUCACAUCAUUGACAGAAACACAGGGAAGGUCUAUUUCUUGGAUGAGGCAAUUGAAAGAGGUUUAAUUGACCCAGACAUCAAAGAAAUCGUCGAUACGAAGAAUGAUACAAAGCUCACAGUAUCUGAAGCUAUUGCGCAGGGUAUAUUGAAUCCUAAAUUGGGAAAAUACAUGCAUGGUGUAUCACUGGAAAAACUUUCGCUGAACGAAGCCAGGCGAAGACAAUUAAUUAUUAAACCAAUGACUUUGAAAGACUGUUGCGAUUUGGAAAUCAUUGAUGACAAAGGUAAAAUCGCGAGUCCAGCACAUCAGAGUAAGUUGGGAAUACUCGAAGCUUUAUCAAAGGGUGUUUUAGAUGCUGAUCACAUUAAAUCUAUAUCAGACACCAAAGAAAAUGAUUUGCUCACGUUAGCAGAUGCUUUGGCCAAGGGUAUUGUUUUGCCAGAGGGCAAAUUCAAAGAUAGCUCAACGGGCGAAGAAUCGACCAUUCCAGAAGCAGUUGAUCGAGGUUUAAUAACAUCUGUGGCACAAAAAUCUAUAUUCGACAUUGAUGGUUUCAAGGAUCCCAUAUCAGAAGAAUUUAUCAGCUUAAACACGGCUCUGCUGAAAGGUUUAAUCAGCCCAAAGUUUGGUGGUUCCUUUGUUAUUGACUUGAAGAGUGGAAAGACAGUUUCAAUGGAUGAAGCUAUGGGUCAAGGUCACGUGCGACCGGAAGUACUAGAAAUGUUGAACCGUGGAAUAGGCGUUACGGAUAAAGGUAGAGAAAUUAGCGUGUUAGAAGCAGUAUUACUUGGACUGUUGGAUCCAAAAUCGGGUCAAUUAUUAGAUCCUAGAAGCAAGAAACCAGUGCCUUUAGAAGAAGCAAUUAAACGUGGCCUUAUCACUCCUGAUGGUGCAGCGCUACUAGCCAGUUUGCUAAAUAUUACUGUAACAACCCAGACUGUAACGAAGACUGUCAAACGUUACGUGACCGUAACAGAAACUGGCGAGACAAUAACAAGAGAUUAUAAAAUAACUUAUGGAGAAGCGCUGAGCAAAGGUUUACUCAAUGAACAAACGGGAGAGUUCACAGAUCCUGACAAUGGUAAAGUAGUGACUAUCCAAGAAGCCAUUAAAGAAGGACUACUUAGUGAUCCAAAGUUGGAUCAGACACCAAGACAUUCCCCAAAAAGAACGAAAGAUUUUCCAGCUAAACAAAUGACGUUUGAAAGUACUGUUACUGCCAACGUAAAUACUCCGGUGCGACCUCCACGGGGUUUAUCACCUACUAAAGCUAUUGGUACUACGACAACAAUUAUCACGAGAGAAAUUCAUCCGCCACUGAAAGAGAGAUCACCAUCUCCGACUAAAAUUUCAGUAGUAACAAAAUCAAUAACUCCUCAACCAGUCUCUGCUAGUACGAGCAGUGUAACAAUUACUUCUAGCGCUACAUCUACUUCUACAAUGUCCACAGAGUGGUCUUCUCCUAGAGAAAAGUCCCCUUCGCCUGUAAAAGACUGGUCUCCAUCUCCAGCUAAAAGUAGAUCACCAUCACCGACAAAGAUGAAAACUCACAUGUCUUCUGCCAAUACCACUACUACCACAAAACGUAGAUCCCCAUCCCCCGCAAAGGUAGAAAGGAAGCCCAGCAAGGAAGAAAAGGUUAUUUCUGCGACACCCCAUUCCAAAUCCACUUACCCGGAACCUAUGGAAGUGGAAAAGUUUUCAUCAACAGUAAUCAGUACGUCAGUGAAAACACAUUCUACAGAGUUCAUUGAAAAUGAACGAGCAUCAACAGAAAGAAGAGUAUUCGAAUUGCCAACUGACGGAUGGAUGUUGUCUGAAGCUAUUGAGCAAAAGCUGUUUGAUCCAGUUACAGGUCUCUUUAUAAUUCCAGGUACGGAUAGAUUAGUUUCGUUUGAAGAGUGUGUGAAGCUUCAAAUUAUCAACCCCAGUUCCGGUGUUGUGGUAGACCCAAAUAAUGGUAGGAAGAUAUCUUUGUUAAGAAGUCUGGAGAAGAAUAUUCUAGACUCAACAGGCCAUUAUACUCAACCAUUGAAAAUUCCAAUGAAAACAGCUAUCUCUAAAAGAUUAGUUAUUUUGGAACAGAGAUCCAUGGACGCCGAUACAACCACUCACAGACUAUUUCAAAUAACUAAAGUGUCUGGUGGACCAGAUAAAGUUGCUGUAUCACAGCUUGAUGACCCAUCUCAAAUCACAGAAAUCAAAAGUACUGAAGAAUUAUCAACACUAGAACCCUUACAAGUAGCCCAGGGUAUUAUUUACGAUCCAGCUACUGCUUUGGUAAUAUUCACAGAGACAGGUAAAUCUACUACACUCCUAGGAGCUAUCACAGAAGGUGCAAUACAACCGGAAGCCAUAGUAGUUAAGCACCCACAGACAGGAAAAGAUAUUCAGAUUCAAGAAGCAAUUGCAAAGGGUAUUGUAAAUCCGGUUACAGGUGUAUAUAAAGAUGAAACCGGUAGAAGUAUAUCAAUCGCUGAUGCUGCUAAAUUUGGUGUGGUAGCAGUGUUAGGCGCACCCUUGGUUGCUGCAGCAGCAGCUGUAGAAGCUGUCAAGAAAGCCAUGGUGGAAGAUCCGAAAACCGGUGAAAAGAUUCCACGUGAAGUUGCUAUUGAACGUGGUCUGGUGUCUCCUGACAAGGUUGUAAGUAGGACGGAAAUUGUGACUACUACCGUUGUGGUGACUGAUCCAAAAACAGGUAAAGAAAUUACUGCCAAUGAAGCGAUCGAGAAAGGAAUUGUAAGCCCGGAAGAGUUGCAGAAGUUAUCAGCAGUUCCUGAUUCAACGGUAAAAGUCAAAAUCCUAGAUACUACAAGUAUUUCAUUAGAUGAUGCAGAUGACACAAGACCGUCGCCUGCGGAGAAGACACGAGGUCGUGUGACUACAGAACCGAAAUACAAAGUCACUAUUGGUAAAGCAAGAUCCUUGUCUCAGAGUCCAGAACGCGAAGCAAGACCUAUUUUGCUGCAAAAAAUGCGAAAAAAGAUUGUGAAACCAAAGGACGCUGCAGAAAGCGGCAUUAUCGAUACAAAGACUGCAGAAAUCUUGGAAAAAGCAGUAACGACUGUUGGUCAAAAUGGGGAAACUCUCACACUAACGGAAGCUAUAGAAUCAAAUAAAGUCAUUCCUGAUAGCGGUAAAAUCAUCGAUCCACAAAGAGGAGAUGUUCUCAACAUAAAAGAAGCCUUGGAACGUGGUAUAUUGGAUCCUGAAAGUGCAAAUGUGCUGGUACCAUUAGCAAGAAGCCUAUCUCUACCUGGCUUGUAUGAUCAGGGUCUUCUCGACCCUGCAGAAGGUAAAGUCAUACAUCCCGAAACCGGAGCACACUUAACACUCCAUGAAGCAAUCAUAUGUGAAAUAGUUGACCCCCUCUCCAAGCUUACACAUCUAAGUGGCGAAAAAAUCACGUUAGAGACAGCCAUUGAAAAAGACAUUGUCGAUGGAGAUAGAUCCCUUGUAAAAUUGAAAGACGGAAACAUAAAUCUCGUUAAAGCAGUUGAGAGUCAAGUAUUUGAAGUUCGCCACUCAACUAGUCCAACACAAAUACCUCCGGCCGGUAUGACAUUCCCUGUUGCACUUAAACGUGGUCUUAUUGAUCCCAAUACAAAACAAAUAAAACAUCCUAUCACUGGAAAAGUUUUACCAGUUGAGGAGGCAAUUAAAGAUAACUUUAUAAUGGCUCUUCCCUAUCCAGCAGCGCCUGAUAGUACUGACCUAGCAAAAGCCUUAGAAUCUGGUCUCAUAGACAAGGAUAAAGGUGUUUUCAUGCACCCGUCAACAGGCACUGCAAUUCCAAUUGCAGAAGCUGUUGAAUCUGGUUUACUUGUGAUCAAGCCACAAGUUGAAGGUGAAACUAUCACUGCUGUAACCGAAACCAUCACUUCAUAUCACACGAUUACGACUAAAACUAUAGAACUCUUACCUGGGUAUGUACUUUUAAGUACUACAGAAAUACAGGAUAUAAAUACUGGAGAAAUUAUUCCAAUGGAGCAAGCGAAGCAAAGAGGUAUCGUAAGGGAUGAAUCUGAAACUAAAGAACAAUUCACAACCAGGGAUAUAAAAAUGACGUUCAGUGAUGCAGUAGCUAGAGGUUUGGUUGAUAUGAAUGCGGGAACAUACACAGAUCCUGGAACUGGUACCAUCAUGCCUAUCGCAAAAGCCAUCGAAGUCGGGAUCUUGGACACGUCAUCAACAAGUGAUACUUCAGAUUCUCCAAAAAAAUCACCAAAUUCCAGUUUGACUGUGUUAGAAGCAGUUGAAACAAUCUAUGAUGAAGGUACAGGCAAAUUCAAGGAUCCAAAGACAGAGAAAACGUACAAUUUCUCGGAAGCAAUAGAGGUCGGACUUAUUGAACCAGAUUCUGUAGUUUACGACGUAAAAACAGCAGAAUCUGUCACAACUAAGGAAGCUGUUGAACGUGGUCUUCUUGACUCCAAAACUGGAAAAGUGAUAGACAAAGAUCGAGGUUCUAUUUCUGUAACCGAAGCAGCUAAGUUGGGUCUCUUGGCGAUUGUUGCUGCACCAGUUCUUGCGGGAAAAGCUAUUGUAGAUGCCGUAAAGAGUCAUCAAACUGUUGAAAAGAAACUGCCCGUCACCUCAGCAAAGGACAUUAGUCCACCCAGGGAAACAUAUCCUCGUGAUACCGUUCAGAUUGCGACUACUGGACCGGUCGAUGAAUCAGUCGAUGGUUCAGUUGAGAGGUCGCUAUCGCAGACAGUUAUAGAAGUACAGAAAAAGUCACCAGAGCGUGAGCUACCAGUCAUUGAAACAUCGCUUGGAUUAGCUCUAGAGAAUAAUCAGAUCGACCCAAGAAUAACUAGAAUCAUUAUUGGCGACCAAGAAGUUCCAUAUACUCUUCAAGAGGCUUUAGAACAGCGCAGAAUUGAACUGAGCGAAAAUAUUGUAAUAAUUAGCAAAACAUUAAUCAGACAAGUAGAAGUACGACCAAAGUUCAAAGUUACUGUAUCUAAAGAUUUGACACCACAGUUUCUUGCUGAGCAGGGUGCGUAUGAUCUCAAUACCGAUAAGUUUGUGGACCCUGAAACUGGAGAUAAAAUUUCCUUCAAUGAGUUUGUACUCGAUCUUGAGUUGCUAGAUCCUAAUAAUGUCUGGGUCAAAGAUUUGUCAAGUAAAACAGAGAAGUAUGUCACACUUAAAGAAGCUAUCGAACGACCACUGGUUGAUAGAAAUCUGGGAAAUAUGGUUGAUCCGAAAUCGGGAAAGAAAGUACCAUUCUUUGAAGCAAUUAAACUUGGUUGGAUUAUAGAAACAGAACACGUCGUAGAAGAAGAACGCCUAUCUUUGACACUACUGGAGGCAAUAGAAGCUGGUGUAUGUGAUCCGCAUAGUGGUGGACUACGAGAUCCAAGAUCUGGUGAACCCCUGACACUAGUUGAUGCAGUUGAAACUGGAUUGAUUGAUGCAGAUUCUAUUAGCAUACGAAACCCUACGACUGAUGAAAUAUUGCCUUUUGGCGAGGCUGUAGAAAGUGGUAUCGUGGAUCUGAACAGAGGUGUGAUUGUAAACGUUGAAACAAGGACAGAAAUUGAUAUCAAAGUCGCAUUUUUGAAAGGUUUUGUUGUUCCUGGGCCUCGAAAACCAAUAUCUUUAGAGGCGAUCGUACACAAGGGCAUGUAUAACCCACAAUCUGGGACUAUUAAAGAUCCUCUAACCAAACAAGAAAUUGAUAUAGAAGAAGCAGUUCGCAGAGGAAUCGUGGAUGCUUUUAUUACCGAAUGUCAAGAUACAGCAGCAGGCUCAUUCAUGUCCCUUGACGAUGCACUCACUAUCAAGCUCAUUAAUCCAAACACAGGUCGCCUACGUGAUACUAAAGCCGGAGAACUUGUACCCCUUGACACAGCACUCAACAAAGGUCUCAUUAUUACCGCACCGUUUGUGCCCACUUUGAUCGAUGUCAUUGUUCAAGAAUAUUACUCUCCAAAAACGAGUCUUGUUUUGAAUCCGAUGACCGGCGAGGAAUUGACCAUUCGACAAGCUUUAGUUAUUGGAUAUAUAGAUGGAAGAUCAAUUAAAAUUAGGGAUGAUAGAAACGAUACCGUUAUUCCUUUACAAGAUGCACAGAAGAAGAAUCUUGUAGAUUUAGAUAAGGGUAUCUUACUAUACCCGUAUUCUAUGACUCUGGACAUAGCUUUCGAAAAGGGGUAUAUUUUGUCUACAAUCAAACCGUGGACCUUGCAAGAGGCUCUGGCGCAUCAAUGUUAUGAUCCAAAGACAGGAAUCUUCACAAUUGACGGUAGCAAAUUCACGUUGGAAGAGAUGAUAGUGAAAGGAGUGAUUAGCCGUGACAGUUCGUCUAUUAAAGAUCCACGAACCGGAAAUAUAAUAUCUCUUGCUGAUGCUAUCAAACAUGGUCUUAUUGACCCGAAAUCUGGGACUGCACUAGAUCCUGUUACCGGCAUUUCGCUGACACUUAUUGAUGCUCUAGAAAGAGGCCUGAUAGUACCCGCAAAACGGAAAAUAUCGCUUCCCGAAGCAGUUUUCAAGGGAUUCUAUGAUCCCAAAACUGGUAAAUUCAGUAGUCUUGAAUCUCAUGAAAAACUUUAUACUGACCAAGCUAUCAAGAAGGGUGUCAUCGAUCCUACAUCGGCUAUUGCUCGUGAUCCAAGCGGGUAUGUAAUCACUUUCAACAAAGCCAUUGAACAGCUCAUCGUGGAUCCCAGAACUGGAACAAUAACAAACGACCAGGGGCAAAGCAUUGAUUUCCAUGAGGCUUUUGAACGAGGACUGUUGGUCGAGGCCCGACGGCCUAUGAGCCUUAGUGAAGCAAUAUCUAAAGGCAUCCUCGAUGAGGAAAAAGAUGUUUUCUUAGACCCUCAAACUGGUGCCCACUUAACUUUAAUUCAAGCAAUUCAAGAAGAUUUAAUAGAUGCCGAGUCUGUGACAGUGAAGGAUGCACGUACUGGUUUCUUGAAGAAAAUAACUUUGAAUGAAGCAAUCCAACGUGGCUGCAUUGACCGAAUUACUGGCCGAGUUAAGGACUUUACGCGAGACAAUCUAGAAAUAUCUUUGAAAGAAGCUUAUGAAGCUGGACUAAUUAUCGAUAAUAAAGCAGCAGUAUCUAUACAGCGAGCGAUACAUCAAGGAUUGUACGAUGACAAGACAAGCAAAAUUACCGAUCCGAGUACUGGCAGGGCUAUUACUUUGCAUGAAGCUAUGCGAAAAUGCGUUAUCAGCCCUACCUUGGCAUGUUAUUGGGAUAAACGAGCAGAGCGACUAUUAUCACUUGCAGAAACGUGUCGUGCUGGUGUUAUCGACAGAAGAUCUGGAGUCUUCCGGGAGCCCGGAGCAAAUUGUUCUAUUUCGUUAUCUGACGCUCUACAGGUUGGCUUAAUUGUUGACAUUGAAAGUACAGGAUUUGGAUUCUACGAAGCCAUUCUUAUGGGAAUGUAUGACAUUCCAACUGGUCGAUUUGUACAUCCAUCCAGUGCUAGAAAACUUACCUUAGCCGAAGCUUGUCAGGAAGAACUUAUUAAUCCUUUAAUUUCCGUUGUGAAGAAUACAAAGACCAAUAAAUAUAUACCUUUGGCUGAUGCUAUUACCGAUGGCCUUAUUGAUGCAGUUCGUGGUACUUAUAAUGUUCCUGAGAUCGGUAAAGUUAUAAAUCUACAAGAGGCACGUAAAAAGGGUUUUGUCGUACCUUAUAAAAAACCACUCACAGUUGAAGAAGCUGUUAAAUGUGGUUUGUAUCGUGGUGACAGCGGUAAAUUCGUUGAUCCCCUUGCUAAUGAAUUUCAUGAAAUACCACAGGCUCUUGCCAUUGGUCUAAUUGAUCCAGAGACUACUGCUCUCAAAGAUGCCACCACUGGUCAAAUCAAGUCCUUGCAAGCAGGAAUCGAAGAUGGUACGAUAGACAUAUCUAAAGGAAGAGUACUUGAUCCUAAAACAAAACGCGCGUACAACAUUGAUGUUGCACUGGAGCGUGGCUUAUUAGUGACCCUUGAUAAACCAUUGAUUCACCAGCCAGAACGCAGAACAUCAUUAGAAUUGCUGAAGGCAUCAAUGAAAGACAAAGGUGUUAGAGAAUGUACCUUGGAAGAAGCAAUCAGAUAUGAACUACUCAAUCCGGAUGCUUCUGUUGUUAAAGAUCCUAGGACUGGAAGAUUCAUUAGUGUGACCAUGGCAAUCAGCGAAAAUGUGGUUGAUCCCGCCAAAAAGGUGACAUUCGAACCUCAAGCUGGAAAAGUACCUUCCCAAUGUGUUAAAUUUGAGGAGACAGUUGUCUUUUUCAGUGAACCUCUUACGUUUGAAACAGCCGUCGAAAAAGGCUACUUGGUUCUUGAAACUGGAAGAAUGAAAGAUCCCAAGUCCAACGAAACAUUGACAUUGAAAGAAGCCGUUACCCUCGGAAUCAUAGAUCCAGAUUCAGCAUUGAUCAAAGAUCUGCAGAAGAAGAAAUUGGUCAAAUUACCCGAAGCCUUCCGUAAAGGAAUUAUGGAUAGCGAGAAGAGCAAUGUCUUAGAUACCGCGACAUCUAAGCUGUAUACAUUACCGAAAGCAGUCGAGAGUGGUCUCUUGGCAACGCCCAAGCAAGGAAUAUCAUUCAUAGAAGCGCUACAAUUCGGUCUUUAUAAUCCCACGACCGGUGGAUUUCACGACCCCUUCGUUAUUACCUCUGUACUAGAUCGUAAGCGGUUGACACUAUCAGAAGCUAUAGAAUCAGGCUUAGUUGAUCCAUCAACGACGGUAAUUAAAGACCCUGAAACUGGUAGCAUAACAAGUCUGCUAGAAGCCAUAAACUUAGGCAGGGUAGAUCCAAUAUCAGGCAGGUUUAUCGAAGGUCCUGAGAACAAGAGUCUAGACUUGGUCAAGGCAUUGGAACGGGGUUACAUUCUCGCUGCUGAAGCAAGGCAAGCGGUUGAAGAAAAGUACAAACUCUGUGAUGAGACAUUAACGAAACUUCUUCAAUGGAUAUCCGAAGUUGAAGAUAAAUUGGCCAAUCAAGAUGUUGUUAAGGAAGAUAUAGAAGACUUGAGGAAUCAAAUAAAUGUUAUGAAGCAAGUAAAAGAGGAUUUGGAGUCCCAUGUUCGUCCAGUGUCAUCAUGCGUGGAUCAAGUAAGACAAGUUGUUCUCACUGGUAGCGAUGUGCUGUCCAGUGACGAAGUCGCCACACUAGAAAAGAGCGGUCGGGCUUUGAAGACCAGGUUCGAUAGAGGAGUAGAUAGAACUGACAGACUGUUACGCCGUCUCAUGGGAGCCAGCGAUGAACUGAGCAAAUUUAAGAACGAGAUAACGAUCUUCUCCACAUGGUUGGACAAGGCACGCCGAACACUUGAAGAUAAAGAACGAUCACUUUCGAACUUGAACAAAUUGAGCAGUAGUGCUGAUCAGACCCGAGAAUUUGUUAGCGAUGUUAUCGCUCACCAAGCUGAUCUAAGAUUCAUCACAAUGGCUGCUCAGAAAUUCGUUGACGAAAGUAAAGAAUAUCUGCAAAUAUUGAAUGACUUUAGAACCAGUCUACCUCAGCGAUUGCCACACAAAGAACCAGUCAGCAGCCAGAGUUCACCUGUGCGAAGUGAAGUCUCGAUUGUUACAGCCCAGUACAAGGACUUACUUUCACGAGCUAAUGCUCUUUCUGACAGGCUUUCGGGAGUUGGAGGCCGUCAACGUGAUUAUAGAGAUGCGCUUGACAAAGCAAGGCAAUGGCUGAAAGAAGUUGAGCCUAGAAUACAUCACGUACUUUCAGAACAAGUGGCUGCUGAACCUAAACUAGUAGAAGACCAACUUAGUAAAGCAAAGUCAUUGAACAACGAAUUCCUUGCUAACGAACGCUUGGUAGACAGUGCUGAGAGCAAUUUAAAUGCACUGUUAAGAUCCCUCGAUGGUCAGCUCACACCUACUGAAGCUAACCAACUUGAGGAACCUGUUCGCGAGUUGGAAGACAAGUAUAAACAACUUGGUAGUGCUCUGGCUGAUAAAUGUCAGCAAUUGGAUACCGCUUUGGUGCAAAGCCAAGGAGUACAAGAUGCCCUGGAUGGUUUAGUUGUUUGGCUCAACAAUGCUGAGAGUCAAUUCAAAAACUUACAGAGGCCAGCUAGCCUUCAGAAAGAACGCCUCGAAGAACAACAAAAAGAUCAGCGUGUACUCCAAUCUGAUUUAGAUAGUCAUCGUCCCAGUGUUGACGCUAUAACCGCAAGUGCUCAGGAGUUACUGAUAAACUCAAGUAAUGCACGUGUUGCCAAACGUAUCGAAAGUAAACUAAAGGAUGUCCAAAAUAGAUUUGAAAAACUCAUGGAAAAAUCCAUCCGUCGUGGUGAAUUCCUUGAUGAGAUUGCUCAAGGUCUGGGUGAGUUCAACACACAGACAUCCAAGUUUGACGCAUGGUAUGCUCAUAUCAUCGAGAUGCUGGAGUCAAGAGAACUAAGCAAAUUAGGUGUGUCAGAACAUGAAAGCAGAAUGGCUCAGAUAAUUGAUAAACGUGAAGAUCAACGUGGUAAUUUCGAAGAUCUUAUUAAGAAUGGGAAGAAUUUGGUCAGUAAGAAGGAUGUUACUGAUGCAGCUCCAAUCAGGGACAAAAUCAAAGCUCUGGAGUCGCAAUGGAAGGAGUUAAACGGUCUCCUUGACGAGAAGCAGCGCCUGAGCAAAUCUCGCGCCGAGCAGCUUAAUGCUUAUGAAAAAUUACGAGAUCAAGUUAUUGACUGGCUAACUAAUACGGAAAAUAAAGUUCAGAGAUUACAACCAGUUGCAGUUGAUGUUGAUAAGCUGAAAAAACAAGCCGACGAGUUAAAGCCUAUUCAAAAAGAAUACAGGGAUUAUGGCAUUACUAUUGACAAAGUUAAUGACUUUGGAAUAUCCUAUGACAGUCUGUUGAAAGAACGAGGUGAGAGCCCAACAAGAAGACGCGGAAGCACCAGUCCGACCAAAAGACCUAGCAUUACGAGCCCACUACGUCGUACAUCACAAGACCGUCGUUCACCAUCCCCUACUAAGUCUUAUGCGGCUCAAAGUCCAGUAUCUCCAGGUGGUAGCAGUGGCUUCAGCAGUCGACGAUCUAGUCAAGAUGGUUUCCAUUUGGAGGAACUUUCACCAGUUCAACAACAGCUUUCUGAAAUUAACAAUCGUUAUAGUCUGCUUGGCGUUAGAUUGACAGACAGACAGACUGAGCUGGAUAAUCUUAAGGAAGAGCUCAGGAAACAUCUUGAUAACCUGAAAACGUUGUCCCAAUUUUUGGACAAGAUACAACGCCAGCUGCCCAAGGAAACUAUCCCAGCGACAAAAGAAGAAGCAGAUAAAACAGCUAAGCAGAUCAAAUUAGUAAUUGAAGAAAUGUAUGAGAAACAGUCUUUGUUAGACAGUACAAGAACUCAAGUCCGCGAUCUUGUGAGGCGUAAACACAACAGUGAUGGCGCAGACAAGCUUAAUGAUGAACUAGAAGAUGUAGCCAGCCGUUGGAAAUCUAUAUCAGACAGAUGCAAGGAUAGGAUUAAAUUUUUGGAGGAUAUCAAGGAAUUCCAUGACACCUACGAAGGUCUCAAUUCCUGGCUGGGCACCAAAGAAAGAAUGUUGGGUGCCUUGGGGCCAAUCUCAUCCGAUCCCAGAAUGGUUGCAAGUCAAGUACAGCAAGUUCAAGUUCUUCGCGAAGAAUUCAGAACGCAACAACCUCAACUUGAUCACUUGGCUCAAGUAGGAGACGAUGUACUAGCUAGAGUAAACCCUGAUUCCCCUGAUGGUCAGAAAAUCAAUACAAAGCUGAACAGCGUCUUACAGCGAUGGGCAGAUCAGCUUGGGCGAUUGGAUGAACGUGCCCAGAGUUUGGGUGAUGCUGUUGAUACAAGCCGCGAAUUUGACGCCAGUCUUAAUCGACUUCGUGAUGCUCUGCAAGGUAUUUCUGAUAAUCUUGACGAUCUUCCGCUCGAUAAAGAUCCUGAAGAACAAUUGCGAAAGAUUGAAAAUCUGGAACGUCAACUAGAAGGUCAAAGACCACUCUUGGCAGAUGUAGAAGCAUCAGGCGCUCAAUUAUGUGAAGUGCUGAGUGAUCCUGCUUCAAAAUCUGAAAUCCAAGGUAAACUGGCAGCUGUUGGAAAAUUGUAUAACAACCUACAAAAGAAACUAGAUCACAGAAAAGCGGAGGUUGAAGGAAACCUACGCGGAGGUAGACAGUUUGAGGCAUCUUGCAGUAAAACUCUUGGAUGGCUGGCUGAUGAACUCGGCAAUAUGUCGGAGAAACUGUUGGUAUCUGCCGAUCGAGAGAUUCUGCAGCAACAGCUUGAUCAUCACGAGCCUGUUUACCGUAAUGUGAUGAGUAAAGAACACGAGGUAAUAAUGCUACUGAACAAAGGUCGUGACAUGCUUUCACGAUCACAAAAAAGCGAAAACCGCUCGCUUCAAAGAGAUCUGGAGAAGAUGCACUCGCAAUGGGACAGGUUGAAGAAAGACACCGUCGAUAGACAAACUCGAUUGCAAACAUGUGCUGAGCAUUGCAAGAAGUAUUAUCGAGCUCAGGAUACGUUCUUGCCAUGGCUAAGACAAGCCGAAGAUAAACUUGAUAGUCUCAAGCCAGCAUCCUUCAAGCGUAAGGAUAUUGAAAAGCAGCUGAAGGAGCUGUCCUCUUUCAGAAAUGAGGUGUGGAAACGUUCAGGUGAAUUUGAGAACAACAAAACUCUGGGAGAAACAUUUGUUAGUGCCUGUGAUAUUGACAAAGACGUUGUGAAGAACGAACUGAGUGCGAUGAAAACUAGAUGGGACAAAUUGAACAAUGAUUUGCUUGAAAGAACUCAAUCCCUGGAAGACACUGCUCGCCAUCUCAACGAUUUUAGCGAAAAUUUACGCGAUCUUCAACAUGGACUGCAACGUUGCGAGGAUAAACUUGCAUCCCAUGAUGCUCUUGGCGGAGCAUCUAAAGAUCCUAAACUUCUCGAUAGGAUUAAGAAUUUACGAGAAGAAACAGCAAGUUUGAAAAAACCGUUGCAAUCAGUAAGACAGCAAGCCAAUGAUUUGGUGAAUGCUGCCGGUGAUCAGGGAGUUGAUGCAAUGCACUUACAAGAUGAAGUUGACAAUGUCACGGACCGUAUCGACGAUCUACAAGCUAAACUAGAUGACCGAUGUAGCGAACUCCAGAGUGCGGCUACAGCGGUUGCACAAUUUAAUGACCAAGUUAAGGGUGUUGUUCAAGAUUUAUCGGACCUUGAGAAGGAGUUGGAAUUGAUGAAAGCACCUGGACGAGACAUCAAAGUUGUCCGUGGGCAGAUAGAGGACGUUGGCAAACUCAUCAAUAAAAUCAAUAAAGCUACUGAUGAUGUUGCUGAUGCUGUAAGCUCUGGGGAAAGAUUAGUUGACUCUGGUUUUGCUCCUGAUACAGUUGCCACUAGAGAUCAAGUUGAAACCUUGAAACGUCAACUUGGCAAGCUUGACGAACGCGCAAGAAACAGAGAAGAGGAUCUGAACACUGCUCUAAGUAAACUCCAAGAAUUUUAUCAUGCACAUGCGGAUGUCAUGGAUGACAUCAAUGAUGCGAACGAACAAGUACGCAUGCUUAAACCUGUUGGAUCAGAAGUUGAGACCAUACGAGCCCAACAAGAAGAUUUCAGGAAUCUCAAGGCAAAUCGAAUUGAGCCAAUCGGUCAUUCGGUUGAUAAUUGUAAUCGACUCGGACAGUCACUUAUCCAAAGCGCAGGUCGUGAUGUUAACACUGGCAGUAUUGAAAAAGAUCUGGAUAAAAUGAAUGAUAAGUGGAACGAUCUAAAAGGCAAGCUUAAUGAACGAGAUCGCAAGUUGGACGUGGGUCUUCUGCAAUCUGGAAAAUUCCAAGAAGCACUGGAUGGACUAGAAAAGUGGCUUGCUGAUACUGAAGAAAUGGUUGCUAAUCAAAAGCCGCCUUCGUCCGAUUACAAGGUUGUUAAAGCACAGCUACAGGAACAAAAGUUUUUGAAGAAGAUGUUGAUGGAUCGGCAGAAUUCGAUGUCAUCACUAUUUACGAUGGGACAAGAAGUUGCUGGAGGAGCAGAUUCUAAAGAGCGCAAAGUUAUAGAAAAACAACUAAAAGAUCUCAUGGGUAGAUUUGAUAAUUUGACUGAUGGUGCUGCAGAAAGAAUGGAUGCCCUUGAACAAGCGAUGGCAGUGGCCAAGGAAUUCCAAGACAAGUUAAUACCCUUAGCUAUUUGGCUAGACAAGACCGAGAAGAAGGUGAAGGAUAUGGAACUAGUGCCAACAGAUGAAGAAAAGAUCCAACAGCGUGUGAAAGAACAUGAUACACUACACGAUGAUAUUCUAUCAAAAAAACCAGAUUUUAGUGAACUGACAGAUAUUGCAAGUAAUCUCAUGGGACUUGUCGGUGAGGACGAGGCUGCUACAUUAGCAGAUAAGCUCCAGGAUGCUGCGAAUAGAUACGCUGCUUUGGUUGAACGCUCCGAAGCACUAGGAAAUCUAUUGCAACGCUCUAGACAAGGAUUGAGACAUCUCGUCCUCACCUAUCAGGAUCUGCAAGCUUGGAUGGAAAGCAUGGAGGUUAGACUUUCAAAGUAUCGUAUAUUAGCUGUCCACACUGAGCGACUUCUACAACAGAUGGAAGACCUUGCUGAUCUCACUGAAGAAGUUUCCACACGACAGACCGAAGUUGACAGCACGGUGGAUUCUGGGCUUGAGCUUAUGAAACACAUCUCUAGUGAUGAAGCUCUCCAAUUAAAAGACAAGCUUGAUUCUUUGCAACGACGAUUCAAUGAUUUGGUGACGCGAGGUUCUGAUCUUCUGAAGCAUGCUCAAGAAGCCUUGCCUCUAGUGCAGCAAUUCCAUGAUAAUCACAACCGUCUUAUGGAUUGGAUGCAAGGAGCUGAAUCAGCACUGCAAUCUGCUGAGCCUCACGAGGAAGAAAUUAUUCGUUUAGAAAUGGAAAUAUCUGAGUACAGGUUAGUGUUGGAUAAGAUAAACACAGUUGGACCACAGCUGUGCCAGAUUUCACCUGGAGAAGGCGCAGCAACAAUCGAAGGUCUCGUGACUAGAGACAACCGGAGGUUCGAUGCUAUUGCUGAACAAAUUCAGAGGAAGGCUGAAAGGAUUCAACUAAGUAAACAGAGGUCCCUUGAAGUGAUUGGUGAUAUUGAUGACCUUUUAGACUGGUUCAGAGAAGUAGAUGGACAACUCCGAGAAGCAGAACCACCAAGUAGUGAGCCUGAAGUCAUCAGAGUACAACUCAAAGAACAUAAAGCUCUCAACGACGAUAUUUCCAGCCAAAAAGGUCGAGUCAGAGACGUUAUUUCAACAGCUAAGAAAGUCAUACGGGAGAAUACCCAGCACGAAGACACUUCGACAAUCAGAGAUAAAAUGGAAGACCUGCGAGAGACUAUGGAAAUCGUUUCUGGUCUUUCAGCUGAUAGGCUAGGUGCCUUGGAACAAGCUUUACCAUUAGCCGAGCAUCUUCGAGAUGCUCACGCCGGUUUAGUGAGUUGGUUGGAAGAAGCCGAGCAACAAGUAGCAAUGUUACCAAUGCCAGCAUUACGUCCUGAUCUAAUUGCUGUACAGCAAGACAAAAAUGAACUUCUCAUUCAAAGUAUCAACGAGCAUAAACCACUUGUAGAGAAAUUGAAUAAGACUGGGGAAGCUCUUAUCAAAUUGUGCAAUGAAGAAGAAGGGGCCAAAGUACAAGAAAUUUUGGACAAUGAUAAUGCUCGUUAUUCAGCCCUGCGUGCAGAGCUGCGUGGUCGCCAACAGACACUUGAACAAGCAUUGCAGGAGUCUUCUCAAUUCUCUGACAAACUUGAGGGUAUGCUUCGUGCACUUUCGUCAACUGCUGAUCAAGUACAUGGCGCUGAACCUGUGAGUGCUCAUCCUCCUAGACUACGCGAUCAGAUGGAUGAAAAUAACGCCGUGGCAGAUGACAUUGCUCAAAGGUCUGAAGCCUAUGCAGCGGUCAAGAAGGCUGCUGACGAUGUCAUCAACAAAGCCGGCAACAGAGCGGAUCCAGCGGUUAAAGAUAUCAAACGCAAAUUGGAAAAACUCAAUCGGCUUUGGUCUGAAGUUCAGAAAGCCACUGAAGAUCGUGGUCGAAAUUUGGAUGAAACAUUGGCUAUUGCCGAAAAGUUCUGGUCCGAGUUAAAUGGAGUAAUGGCUACAUUGCGCGAACUACAAGAUGCUCUUGCUGGCCAAGCACCUGCUGCUGUUCAACCUGCGGCAAUUCAACAGCAACAAGUGGCCCUUCAAGAAAUUCGGCAAGAAAUUGACCAGACAAAACCUGACGUCGAACAAGUCAGGGCUUCUGGACAAGAGCUGAUGGGUCUCUGUGGAGAACCUGAUAAACCUGAAGUGCGUAAACAUAUGGAAGAUCUGGAUCAAGCCUGGGACAAUGUAACUGCGCUUUACGCACGUCGUGAAGAAAACCUCAUUGAUGCUAUGGAGAAGGCGAUGGAAUUCCAUGAAACACUCCACAAUCUUCUAGAAUUCUUAGAGGAAGCUGAGGACAAAUUCGCUGCUAUGGGCACCCUGGGUAGUGACAUUGAUGAAGUUAAGAAACAGAUCAAGCAGCUUGCGGCUUUCAAAGCAGAUGUCGACCCGCAUAUGGUGAAAGUUGAAGCUCUGAAUAGAAGUCUCACAAGGCAAGCAGCGGAACUCACUGAGAGAACAUCUUCAGAACAAGCAGCUGCUAUCAAGGAACCGUUGGGUGCAGUUAAUCGUCGAUGGGACGGACUACUUCGUGGAGUUGUUGAAAGACAAAGGCUACUCGAAAAUGCAUUGCUGCGACUUGGACAAUUCCAGCAUGCCCUUGACGAGCUUCUAGUAUGGAUUGACAAAACUGAUAGAACACUGGAAGAUCUGAAACCAGUAGCUGGUGAUCCUCAAGUGAUUGAAGUUGAGUUGGCUAAACUCAAAGUUCUGGUAAAUGAUAUUCAAGCACAUCAAACGAGCGUAGACACUCUGAAUGAUGCAGGAAGACAACUUAUCGAAGAUGGUAAGGGUACUGCUGAGGCAUCCACUACAGCCGAAAAACUUGGAACCCUCAAUAGGCGUUGGCGUGACCUACUGCAACGAGCGGCGGAUCGACAAAGAGAGCUGGAAGAUGCUCUUAGAGAGGCUCAGUCCUUCACGGCUGAAAUUCAGGACCUGUUGUCAUGGUUAGGUGACGUAGAUAACAUGAUUGUAGCAUCUAAACCUGUUGGUGGUUUACCAGAGACCGCGUCAGAGCAGCUUGAGCGGUUUAUGGAAGUGUACAACGAAGUGGAACAAAAUCGACCAAAGGUAGAGACAGUUCUUCAACAAGGCCAGGAAUAUUUAAAACGCGCUGGAGCUACAAGUGCAGGUAGCUUGAAUCACAAUCUUAAAACAUUGAAACAAAGAUGGGAUAAUGUUACAGCACGUGCGAGCGAUAAAAAGAUCAAGUUGGAAAUUGCUCUUAAAGAAGCAACAGAGUUCCAUGAUGCUUUGCAGGCGUUUGUUGAUUGGCUAACAAAUGCUGAAAAAACCCUAACCAACUUGAAACCUGUAUCCAGAGUUAUGGAGACCAUUCUUGGCCAGAUUGAAGAACACAAAGCGUUCCAAAAGGACGUUGGUGUUCAUCGUGAGACUAUGUUAAACCUCGACAAAAAAGGAACUCAUCUCAAGUAUUUCUCCCAAAAGCAAGAUGUUAUUUUGAUAAAAAAUCUGUUGAUCAGUGUGCAGCAUAGGUGGGAAAGGGUUGUUUCAAAAUCUGCUGAACGUACCAGAGCCCUGGAUCAUGGCUACAAAGAAGCUAGAGAGUUCCAUGAUGCAUGGUCUAACCUAAUGAAUUGGUUAGAUGAGACUGAAAAAACCUUAGAUGAAGUAGCUGCUGAUGGUGUGGGUGGAAACGACCCAGAGAAGAUCAAAUCUCGACUGAAUAAGCAUCGUGAAGUGCAACGUGCUCUCAGCGGUAAACAGGGAGUCUAUGAUUCUACCAUGAAAAACGGUAAAACCCUGAAGGAGAAAGCACCCAAAUCCGAUGAAGCAGCUUUGAAGGAGCUUCUAAAUGAAUUGAAAAACAAAUGGACAACAGUUUGUGGAAAGAGCGUCGACAGACAAAGAAAACUUGAAGAAGCAUUGCUGUUCUCAGGACAAUUUAAAGAUGCAAUUCAAGCACUGCUUGAAUGGCUUAGAAAGGUUGAAAAGCAACUGUCAGAAACAGGUCCGCUACAUGGAGACCUUGACACGGUGACUAAUCUCUUUGAACAACAUAAAUCAUUCGAAAAAGAUUUGGCUUCACGUGCCUCUCAGAUGGAAUCGGUAAUCAGAACUGGUCAUGAUCUUGAAUCUAAGGCGACUCCGGAAGAUGCAUCAACAAUCAGGUCCCAGCUUACUGAAGUUAAUUCUCUCUGGGAUACUGUUACUCGCUUAUCUUCAAAUAAGACUUCUCGUUUAGAGGAAGCUCUUAGGGAAGCUGAACGUCUUCACAAGGCAGUUCACGUUCUUCUUGAAUGGCUGAGUGAUGCUGAAAUGAAACUUCGAUUUGCUGGGCAAUUACCCGAGGAUGAACAGGAAAGUAGGAAUCAACUAAUGGAACAUGAGAAAUUCCUUCGUGAACUUCAGUUUAAGGAAGUUGAGAAAGACGCUACUCUAGAAUUGGCUCACGUUAUUCUUGCCAAAGCUCACCCUGAUGGUGCAGCAGUAAUCAAACAUUGGAUCACAAUCAUUCAAUCCAGGUGGGAAGAAGUUUCCACAUGGGCUCACCAGAGAAACCAGAGGCUCGAGACUCACAUGCAAGGCCUACAGGAUCUUGACAACCUUUUGGAGGAGUUGCUUGAGUGGCUCGGUGGAUUAGAAAAUACAUUGAAUAUCUUGGAAGCUGAACCACUUCCUGAUGACCGUGCAACUCUAGAGGAGUUGAUCACUGAUCAUCGUGAGUUCAUGGAGAACACGAGUCGAAGGCAAAAUGAAGUCGAUCGUGUAUGCAAAGCUCGUCAGGUCAAAGCUGUUAAAGAUGGUCGUAAAUUCUCAAGACCCAAAUCAACAACACCAAGUAAGGACCACUACUACGACUACGAGUAUGAGCAACCACCACUGCGGAAGCAAAGUUUCAAAGGAAGCCGAGACCUAGUCCAGGGACCACGGCAUGGAAGCCGAGCCAGUCCAGGUCGCGAGAGAACGCCGGAUCCUUCGUUACCACACAUUGGUCCACGCUUCCCACCAAAAGGAAGUAGCAAGGCAGCUGAACCAGAGUUCCGAAGUCCAAGAGUUAAGCUUCUCUGGGAUAGAUGGCGGCAUGUCUGGAUGUUGGCGUGGGAGAGACAACGCAGACUGCAAGACAAAUAUAAUUAUAUUCAGGAACUCGAUCGUGUCACCAAUUUCAGCUGGGAUGAUUGGCGCAAGAGGUUCCUGAAAUUCAUGAACCACAAAAAAUCACGUCUCACAGAUCUGUUCAGAAAGAUGGACAAAAAUAAUGAUGGACAAAUUCCUCGUGAAGACUUCAUCCAAGGAAUUAUGAAUACUAAAUUCGAGACCUCGCGCCUGGAGAUGGGAGCUGUAGCAGAUCUUUUCGAUAGGUUCGGCAAAGGUCUGAUCGACUGGAAGGAGUUUAUUGCUGCGUUGAGACCAGACUGGGAGGAACGAAGACCUCCAAAUGAUACCGAUAAAAUUCAUGACGAAGUCAAGCGGCUCGUCAUGCUUUGCACCUGUAGACAAAAGUUCAGAGUGUUCCAAGUUGGUGAAGGAAAAUACCGGUUUGGAGACAGCCAAAAAUUACGCCUUGUCCGGAUUCUUCGUUCUACUGUUAUGGUACGAGUCGGAGGUGGUUGGGUAGCAUUGGACGAAUUCCUUGUAAAGAAUGACCCUUGUCGCGCCAAGGGAAGGACGAACAUUGAGCUACGGGAACAGUUCAUACUGGCAGAUGGCGUCAGCCAGACUAUGACGGCGUUCAGGUCCAAACCGAGUCCAACCUCGACCCUGCAACGUACGCCAAUAUCCUCUGCUGGGCCCAUAACUAAGGUGAGAGAGCGUAGUGCACGAAGUACACCUAUGGGUCAAACACGUGCAUCGAGAACUUCAUUGAGCGCUGGAACACCUGACAGUCUCAGUGACAACGAAAGCUCUUUCAGGCCGCCAGCACGUAAAACUAGUACACCUUACAGAAGUACUUUAACCCCAGGAGGAAGCCGUCCGUCAAGUAGGCCUGCAUCUCGACCAGCGAGUCGGCCGAGCAGUCGACCAGUUUCCAGACAAGGUAGCAAGCCUCCAAGCCGUUAUGGAUCAACUCAAUCCUUAGACAGUACUGAUGAAGGCACACCAAGUCGCAUUCCACGUAGAACUGUGGGUACCACAGGUAAUACGCCAACAUCGAGUCGUCACAACAGUAUUUCUGGUAGACGACUAGGGGCUCCAGUUAAUGGAUCUAGUUCACGUCCACGAACACCUACCGGCCUGAUCAGUCCCGCUGGUGGUGCAACCUCCAGGUUCGGCUCAAUGAAUCGAGCAUCGAGUAUACCAACCCUGUCUGGUGUCGGAACACCAAUUAGCCGCUCUAGGAUUCCGGUUUACGUUGGACCAGAAAUAAAAUCUCCCCAGUCUACAAUCAGCAAUAUCUCAACUCAUUCAACACAAAGCAACCAAUCCACUAUUUCUACUGAUUCCACUGGGAGCAGUUCCAUCCGUACAAGUUCAGCAACUAACAUCCCCUCGACCGUCAGGCAAACAAAUAGGACACGGACACCAUCCAGCGGCUCCAGUACGCCACUUCCGCCAACGUCAAAACUUGCUCGAAAACCAUCUGGGGCAUCGGAUACGUCUGUAUCCUCAACUCCAGGGACAAAGAAGGGUGGCAAGGUUCCAACCCCGAUUGAGCAACGGGCUCCGUUCAGGCUAUAAAAAGCAUACUUAACUGCUUAUUCUCUCUUGGAAAAAAAGAAAAAUUGUCAACAGAUUAUUAAAAACUGCCAUAUAGAGGAUAUCCGAGUUCGGUAGAACAUUUGAAAUUUAUAAACGAGCAAAAACAUCAUUACAAACGUUGCGGACCAUGAAAAAAUACAUUUAAAGUCUGUAAAAUCGGACUUUCCAUUAUAAAAAAUAAUUUUGCAAAUAUAGUGAUGAAAGAUCAUCAUAGCUCCUAAUUGCUUGCACUAUUUGUCCGCGAAGAAUUAGGGCAAAGAAAAAAAAAACGAAGAAAUUGAGAACAACGUACUGUUAUAUGCAAGGUAUUCAAAGAUAGGCUGAUAAUGACAAUUAUUAGAUAGUUAUGAAAUUAUAUUGAGGCAUAAUAUCGCGUUAAUAAAAAAAAUACAUGAUGAUUGCGUGAAUUAUAUUGAAAAUAUAAUUGGGGUAAACGCGCAUUUCGUCAAUUAUUAAUACUUAAAACUAAUUGAUAUCGUAUCAGCUUUGCAGAAUCCUUGUUUAAACUGAUCAUUCACUAUUGAAUACAAAGAAAAAGUAUCAGUUUGUUUAGUCUUGACACCACUCGAGCUUAAAAUAGUUAUCUCCUUAUUUA